Molecule: messenger RNA, 6595 nt
Organism: Bombus pascuorum
Lineage: Eukaryota; Metazoa; Arthropoda; Insecta; Hymenoptera; Apidae
Gene: Gdap2
Product: protein GDAP2 homolog
Exons: 12
Coding region: 473-2008 (511 amino acids)
Source: RefSeq, a predicted model, not a curated record
CACGAUGGCUCGUUCCACGUUCGACAAUAUUCGUUCGUUCGAGCUGUAAGCUCUAUCGACAUUUAAUUAUCAAUGUUACCGAAUAUUCCGCAAUUGUGUCGCGAUCGGUUUUCGUUUCGCAAAAUUUGUACCUUUCUCACGCGUUACAGCAUCGAAUCGUAAAAUAUAAAUUACGAAGUGGAAAGACAAUGAUGAAUGGGAAAUAAUUGUAAUCCUUUUGUGCGAUUGGAAUCGCAGAAGAAUAAAUUAUGAGCUAGAAUUGUAAUUUUUCGUAGCAACGAGUCGUAAAGCGUGAGUUAUGAACUGGAAGAUAUAUCUAUUCGAAGAGAACUAUCAUUUUUUUGUAAUUUUAGAUCGCAAGGUAUAAAUUAUCAAAAUGGGACAGUUGCGAGUAGAUUGCAGCGAUUGUUUUAGGCUGCUUCAAAGAUUAAGAGAGUACGAAAACAGAACAUUCAUAAGUGAAAAAUGCUGAAUGAGGCUCAUGGAACCCUUGGGUGUUGCCCCGGAUAUGGUGGAGACGGGCGCAUUGAAAAAAUGGUCCGACUUCCCUGUCCAGCACCGGUUCACCGAUUACUCCAGUUCCAUUGGAGAACCUACGCAUCAUACUAUCAGUCCUUUUCCGUGUCAACCAGCGCUUAACAACAAACUUGCGCUAUGGGCUGGAGAUAUUUCUGUUUUACAAGUAGAUGCAGUGGUGAAUUCUACCAAUGAAACAAUGGAUGAUAAUAGUCCUAUGUGCCAAAGAAUAUUUGCUCGGGCUGGUUCGGCGCUUAAGAUGGAAAUAUUUAAUGAAAUCAAAGAGUGCAAAACAGGUGAAGUAAGAGUAACACAAGCCCAUGGGUUACCUGCACGUUUUAUUAUUCAUACCGUUGGACCAGUGUACAACGUGAAGUACCAAACAGCAGCUCAAAAUACGUUGCACUGCUGCUAUAGAAAUGUUUUACAAAAGGCACGAGAGCUUGGUUUACGCACGAUUGCGCUACCGGUAAUUAAUACUGUGCGAAGAAAUUAUCCUCCUGAUGCUGGAGCGCAUAUUGCACUUAGAACAAUAAGGAGAUUUUUGGAGCAAUAUGGUGAUUCUAUUACGUGUAUUGUAUUUGUGUUGGAACCAUGCGAUCUUGGAAUAUACGAAGUUCUUCUUCCUCUUUAUUUCCCAAGAAAUUUAGCAGAGCAAGAUAAUGCGUGUUGGCAGUUACCAAACGAUAUAGGUGGGAUGGAUGGUGAACCAUUACUUCCUGAUCGACAAAUUAGAAUCAUCGACAAUCCUCAACAUGCUUUACAUGGCGAUGAAAGUAUAGAACUAUCUGCGCAAUUAGAAACAUCCGUUAAUAUUGGUGAACACGCGUUUGCACAAAUGCAGGGUGAUUUAGAUAGACAAAGACUCCUCGGGGAAAGGCCACCGGCUGAUCCACUUGCGGAUAUCAUGCUGAAGCAAAUGCAACAGAAAGAAAGAUACGAGAGGCUCCUCAGGAGAGCGAAAACGGAGGAUCUGUCGGAAGUUUCAGGAAUUGGCUGCCUCUAUCAAAGUGGUGUCGAUCGUCAGGGUCGACCGGUCGUCGUGUUCGUCGGCAAAUGGUUCCCCGCCACUAAAGUCAAUCUAGACAAGGCACUUCUGUACCUGAUACAGCUGUUGGAUCCAAUUGUUAAAGGCGAUUAUGUUAUCGCUUAUUUCCACACAUUAACAACUAGCAACAACUAUCCCAGUUUACAUUGGUUGCGCGAAGUGUACAACGUGCUUCCUUACAAGUAUAAGAAGAACCUGAAACACUUCUACAUUAUCCACCCGACUUUCUGGACUAAGAUGGUGACGUGGUGGUUCACGACGUUCAUGGCUCCAGCCAUCAAACAGAAGGUUCACAAUCUACCUGGAGUAGAGUAUCUUUAUGACGUGAUGUCUCCCGAGCAAUUGGAGAUUCCUGCGUAUAUCACGGAAUACGACAUGACGAUAAACGGCAUGAGGUACUACCAGCCAGAUCCAAUCUCGUCGUCACCCUCGACGUCCACGUAACUCUCCGACCCGGCCUCCCAGCCAGCGAAGCACUGGACAGAACGAAGCUGUCGGAUCGACCGUUCCGCUCGAUAGUAUGGUGUCCGUAAUGACACACGCGUGUUCCCUCGUGUACCGACCACCGUAUAUCGCUUCCGCCAGUUCGGCACGAUCACGUUCUAAGGAAAUCUGCCAAAGGAGGCGAGUUGCUGAUCGAUCAAAGACAGUCGGUUCCUCAAAAGCGGCAAAAGUGCCUAGCGAUGGACGGGAAACGUCGAAGACCUUGGAAGAUGAAGAAUGGUCGGUGCUUCGCGCGACAGUUAUUUCCCGAUUGGUCGCUGAAGAAUCAAGAAACCACUGCCCAUCUGUCUGUUUCUCGUUACGAGUCGCAUGCUCUUUGCUAGAAGAAAAGAGAUUUCUUCCGGCUCUUUAGAUUUCCUGUGAAGAACGUUUGGCCGUACAUUGACCGAUGCUGGACUAUAUCGAAAAAAAUAACACUCGAGAAACACCAAGAAAUCAAUGAAAUCGAAGAUCGAGGGAGUAGGAGAAUCAGGAAAUUGCAAUUCGCGUGCUGCGCGGAUAUCGGCUGCCAAAACACCAAUAAUCAGUAUUCUCGUCGUCGUUGUUACGAUGGAACGUGGGAUCUUGUUGUUCUUAUAUAUAGGUAGCUAUUGUACGGUUUUAGAAUCAGAAAAGGAGCGUUGUUGGUGGAUAUAUGAGGAAAAGGGCGUCGACGACGAACCGUAGAAUUAAAUGACGGCUUAAUAUAAAAACUGUCGAUCGCUUUUUUGUUAUUUUCUUAUCCGUCGUUGUACAGCAAAAAGUGUCUAUUCGAUUAUUGUACAUCGUAUUUUAUUAUGUCACGUCGUUGGUGAAUGAUUCGCGGGCCGCUGGCACGCGGUAUUUUCGAUAUAUGUAGAAAAAGAAAAUUAUGAAGAGAAUGAUAUAUAAUGUUGCAACUUCUCGGCUGACAGGAUGUAAAGAACGACAGGUUCCUCCCGUGGCGCUACGGCUUCGGUUCUUUAGCGUGGAUCGUUUAAACCAACGUGUGGGACUGAUUAACGUUAAGUGCUCGUUCAGUACGAACUUCGGGUUUGUCCACGAUGGGUCAAUUUAGUGUCGUCUUAAGAUCGUUCAUUUCCAUAUUGUAAUCUUGUAAUGAAAUGAAACGAACCCCAAUGACGCCUAAUCGAUUCAUAUUCGACGUGAAUGAGAAUGCCAAAAAAAUUCAAUGGCUGAGCACCGAGGUCGUACUCGCGGUUCAAUUCUAGAUUAGAUGAAGCAAUAAACUUUAAAAGCUUUCUCGCGACCUAUAUACAUAUGUAUAGCGUGUUCAGUUCAAAUAUAAAUACACUAUUUUACAUCUAAUUAUUAAAAUCUAUAAACAAAUUUUUCAUAUGAAAGUUGAUUUGACGGGAGAAAUAUAAUUUGAAACUUGAAUCAUCUUCCGAAUUUUUCAAAUUUUAUUCAGUGUUCUACGUUAAAUCGAAUAACUUUCAUCUAAAAAAUUUGUUCACAUUUUUUAACAGUUGAAAAAUUAAUAGCAUAUAUAUAUAUAUAUAUAUAAAUCGGAUGUACUUUAUACACAUAUGUAUAUAUUUCGUGAGACAGGAUCGUUAUACUCGUUGUUAAGCAUUUUUAGAAGCUCGAAGUGGCGAAACAAAAUGUUGACGAUAUCGCGUUCGUAGAUCACGUCGAUUAGCCCAUUUUUCUCGCGCCGUUUCACUCUCCUAAGAGUUUAGUCGAAUCAGAAUCAUUCAUCAACCCCCUAAAAUAAAAAAGAACAAUUAUUGGCUCGUAGUGAAUGAACGAACUAAGAAUAAUGGGUUAUAAUUGACCGUACCUCCGAGUCAGAGAUGUGUGUAUAUGUUCUAAUUUUAUUAUUAUUAACUCCAAAUAUAGUUCAAGGAUGCUUGAUCGUUGAGAUAUCUUUUUAUUACUUUUUAUUGUGUUGGUGAUGUUCGUUGACGUUAGAAUAGCGUUAGAAUAGAGUUUCAUUGAAACAAACGUGGAAUGAGAGUAUCCAUUCAUCCCAAUAAAAGAUCAGUUUACUUGCUCGUUAUUCUGCGACGAAAAUGGUGUUUUCAAAAACUCAUUUCACAUUAUCCAAGCUUUUUAUUUCAAUAUUAUCGAACAAGAGACACGUACUUGAAUUUUUUUCUAUUUCUUUACAUUAUUUUAUUACAUUACAAGCAUAUCACGAUUCAUUUGCGUUGAUAAAAAUAUUUUGAUAGGUUUGCAUAUAUGAAUUUCCUGUACAGUAUGCACAACAUGCUAUUGACGUAACUUCUCUGAACGUCUUAAUACUCUUCUAUAAAUAAUUUCGCUUCAAGGAACCGUAUCAUGUAAUCAGCUCUUUCUAAAAUCUUCCACGAACAUUCUGCAAGGAUUUAACUGCUUUGUAGCUCUUUUAUGAUUAAUUUAAAUACUUCAUAAGCCUUCAUCCACCUUCUUUUUUUUUAUCUAUAAAACAUGAGAUAUUUGUUACGGUCAUUAAAGAGUCCAUAUCUUAUCUUCUCGAAAAAUAAUUCCUGAAGUUUCCACAAUAAUUUCUACGAUUUACGUACAUUUUCAUGAUAUUCGGUUCGUGUCUCUGUUCCGAGCUUUUUCGGUUUAAAAAUUACGUACACGGGACACGAGUGGACUUAAACGUGACGUGAAAUCUUAAGUCAUUCGUUUGGUCGAUCGACCGUGUCACGUGACGAUUCUUUUCGACGAUUUACGUUGAACGACCUCACUGUCCGUCCCUGACAAUCGUUUAUAGUAAGUAGCCAAGCGUCGCGCAACGUGUCGUCCAAACAUCCUCGUUGCCAUUUGUUGUUUUUGAAAAAGAGAGAUACUUAUCGAUUGUUGAGUACGGUUUGGACGAUCAGACGUUGCUCUUGUUACGGCCAUGUAAACAUGUUGAAGCAGAGAAUUGAUUCGUACGUUGAUGUCGUAGAUAAGGCGAAGAUUCGUGACAAUAUGCAAUUACUGCGUGCUUAGCGGAGGCUGAGAUUCUAUCCGAAGCUCUUUAAAGUCCUAAUCUAGUCAAAUAUCGAGGUCAAGUACGAUUAGAGACUAAACCAAUGGAAAUAUUGAAACAUAUUAACUUUACACCUUGGUGCACACUUAAUUCAGUAAUUUAAGUGGAUUUUAAUACCAAAGAUAAUUUGCAAACGAUGUGCGUAAACUACCGUAGUGAACAUUUAAAUUUUCUACCUAGGAUGGAUGCUAAAAAAACGAUAAUCGGAAAUGACCUUGAAAUCUCGAUCACGAUCGUCAAGAAUUUCUUUAAAAAAAUUUCUUGAAAAGAAAAGACGAGAAUACAAAUGAACAUUGAAUCAUAGAUUUUUGCUUCUCUGAUCGACUGUAAUAGGACUUUAAAAGAGACAUCCGAGCAUUAGGCUUUACGCUUAGAAGAUAAUCUACGGCUUGGAAAAAAGAAAAAAAGAAAAAAAUAAAGAAACUAAAUCGAAGCCGCUGUUCCCUCGCUUUUAGGGGCUGCGAAAUGGAAACGAUCAGACCGAACGAGAAGAGCUUGUAAAACUAUGUGUGGCCAUAGGCGUUUUCGAUCGGUGCUGCUGUACACCUUAGAAUUCCGAGAUUCACGUUUACUUUCCGAACUUUUCUGGUUAUGCACAACCACAAAGCAUUGUGAUCGAUGGCUCGAACACACUCGAUUGUGAGUCAUUAACCAAAUGAAGCUCAGAGUAAAUUAAAAAGAUAGUAACUGAUUGAUACCUGUCUAAAAAUACACGUUGAAAGUAUGAAAUGGAGAAUUUUUUCUAUAUAUGUAUAGGAACCUUCGUUAAAAAGGAAACUAAGGUUCUUGAUUAAAAAUCUGUUAUAAAAUUGUUAAAAAAGGAAAUGGGCUCACAAUGAUAUUUUCUUGAAAGAUUAACGCGAAUAAUAAAGAAAAAAAAUAAUCUUCAUGUUUUCGAUCUGGUUUUUUCACAGAAUCAAAAAGUCUACGAUAAGAUCGCCACGUGGAUCAUCGAGAUAACUUAGAAGAGAUAUUGUUCUAUCAAUCGUGCUGAAAUUCAUUGUUAACUGCGUUUCACUAAUCGCAAAUUUGAUUAAUUAAACGGUAAUUAUAAAAUUAAUCGUUGAACGCAGUCAGCGUUAUUAAAGGUGAAUUUUAUAUGAGGGAAAAUAUAUAUUAAGAUUGUCGAUCGUUUAACAGAUGUAUUCUUUCCUGAAAAAAAAAAAAAGAAGAAAAGAAGAUAAAUUAUAACGUCAAUCGAUUUACACGCAAUUUCAUGCGAAUUUCUACUUGGCUGUUGUUCUUCCUUUCGGAGAACGAAAUAUCGUCGACGAAGGAGAAUGAAAACACAAACUUUAUGUUUUUUAGGCGGAAGUUUUUUACAAGAAACGAAGAUCAACCCGGUAAGAAACAAGAUCGGAAGCUUCGGAAACUACACGUGCAUUAUUGUGUGUAUACAUCGUACGCAUUACGAUAUACCGGUUAAACUAAUUGUAAUUGUUGUCGCGAUGGUAAUAGAUUCUAAUUAAUCGAGGUAUAUUUUUCUCUCGGUGCCGAUGCACGGCCUGUAACAGGUGCACACCUUGCCCUUUCGUCUGUUUUUUUAUAGAUCGAGCAAUAAACGUAUUGUUUCAACAGAAGAA